GUUGACGGAGCAGCACUGCGGGGAAGCUAGGAAGGAAGUUGAGGACAAGAACGACCUCUUCAGCGCUAACAGCGAGCCCUGAACCAACACCUUUUCCCCUUCCCCUGAAACGAUACCUUCCUGCCUCGUCCCCUCUACCAUGAAUCUUUGAAGAGAGAUCAAGAUCUCACUACCAUGAUCAGACGGAGCGACGUGAUGGGUUGCUUGUGGGUGGCGACCUGUCUUGCUUCAGCCCUUGCUAUCACUAAACCGGUUGAAGAUGACUCGCAGGAGAAGCAGGUGUUACCAGGUGAGGAGGCCUCGCCUUAUGUAACAUCCCGACUGUUGCCCUCCUACAGCAGUGACUCCUCAGGCUUCUGGCCCUUGCGUGGCAAGCGUCCACCCUCCGGAGACCUGACCACGGCGGGGAGGCGCACCCUGGUCAUGGGCAGUGAUGGGGCGUUCUGGCUAACCCGCGGCAAGAAGGCCUACCAGGGUCACCAGCCCUUCUAUUGGGGCUCCAACCAAGACCUGUGGGGGGAGACGCCCUACACACGCAAGCCGGGAGAAGGGGCGGAAGAGGUCACGUCCCUCCGUCCGCCAUCUCAAUUUCCUACUCCUGGGGAUACAAAGCAGAGCUCACGAGGCAAGCGAGACAGCGGAGGACCUUUCUGGGUCUCCCGUGGUAAGAAAGAUGGCGGGCCCUUCUGGGUAGCUCGGGGCAAGCGAGUAAUGGGCACCGACCUGGCUUGGGGCGCCAACCCAUGGAUUAUGGGCAUGCGCAGCCAAGAUGUCGACCAGGAUGACGUUAUUUCAUAUCUAAGCUCCGACGACAUUUUCUUCAGCAAGCGCGAGGGCGGAGGUCCCUUCUGGACUAGUCGCGGCAAGAAGCCAGCUGGUGGUGGGCCCGGCGGCAGCCCACCGUUGUGGGUGAGUCGUGUGGGCAAGUCGUCAGGGGACAAGACCUUCUGGGUGGCCAGGGGCAAGAAGGAGGCGCCACACACACAUCCCUUCUGGAUAUCACGAGGCAAACGGGACGACGCCAACAUCACCUCAUUCUGGGUUGCCAGAGGCAAGAAGGCAGGAGAAAGUCAUCCAUUUUGGAUUGCCAGAGGCAAGGCAGAUCAUGCGACACACCCGUUUUGGGAAAGAAGAGGGAAAGAUGAACCAGAAGGUCAUCCAUUGUGGAUAACUCGAGGGAAGAAAGAAGUAAAAACAAAACCAUUCUGGGUGUCGAGAGAAGAGUCGGACGGAGCCCCAUACUGGGUGUCUGGAGGGCGCAGGGAGGACCAGCGGCCCUCUGACGGUGGUGGUGUCCCCGUCCCACGGACAGUGGCACGUGACAGUCACGAGGACCCCGUCAUGGCGUACCUGCUACAGGUACUAGCAGAGGGACAGAAUGACACCGUGCCGGAGGACGCCCGCAGCAAGACCUGGCUGUAGGAUGACCUCCUUCACCGAGGGACUGGUAGCUCUCAGGGCCGCCAUCCACAUACCAUCAUCAGCACCCACUCUUGUCCACCUCUUGCCUCAUUAACAUAUCUGUAAAUGCUGAAGACCUUCCUCCCGCACCAGGGGGCCAGGAGGCGGUGUGGCCACCUGGCACCUUGGGCUAGGUGAGGUCAUUAUCAGGAUAAAGUGCUAAGCCUGUGUGAUUAUAUAGGACCUUUGACUAGUCUGUAGAGACCAAUAGGGAAUUGGAACCUGUAGUUACAUGACCCUGGAGCUAAAUCCCGAGCUGUGCCCCAGGGGUCUAGAAUGCGUGGACCUGUGGCAGGACCUGCCGGCGAGGUGAUGGGACUACACACUGCAAGACCAGAGGGGACUAAGCUUAGCGGUUGCCAGAUGAGGCAACCUCAGUAUUUAUGUAAUAAAUAAACAAACAAUUAAA
Procambarus clarkii (red swamp crayfish) is the source of this 1870-nucleotide messenger RNA. RefSeq lists its product as uncharacterized. The record is from RefSeq and is a predicted model, not a curated record. Lineage: Eukaryota; Metazoa; Arthropoda; Malacostraca; Decapoda; Cambaridae.